Molecule: messenger RNA, 18708 nt
Organism: Porites lobata
Lineage: Eukaryota; Metazoa; Cnidaria; Anthozoa; Scleractinia; Poritidae
Source: the annotation of a GenBank genome assembly
GUUUUAUUGUGAGCGACUGCAUAACUUCGACAACUGCUUCAAGCAUGUCAAUUUUAGGAACAUUGUCUACCUAAAAGCAUAAUAGCUUCAACUGGUGAGUAUGUUGGAAAUAGACUGAACGCAUUUAAAGGAAGAUGCCCUUUCUAGGUCUUUCACUGAUUGUCGUUCUAUGCAACCAAGGUAAGUUAGUUACGAAUUUUCCUUAAACAGCGGUUGUGUUGUUAAACCAGUUUAACUGAGAACUAGAAGGCUCAUCAAGGUAUAAGCUUGAAAAGAGAACUCUCUUACUUCCUUGCCUAGUUCUAUAAAUAUACAAAUUAUAAGUUGUUGCACGCAGCUGCAAUUAGCGGCUCUCAUUUGACUUCAGUGUACAAUGUGGCUCUGUUUUUGUUAUGUAUCCAUUCAAUAGAUACUACCAGUUAAAGUGUUUCCGACCGGUGUAGAUCAUAUAUAUAUAGAAACUGUCUAAUCGUCAUACCUUCUGCGGGUGAAUCCAAAAUACACGAAACCGCUGAUGAAAUAUAAUUUAAGUUUGGGAAUUUAACUGAAAGUUAUCAGCAACUCAAGGGCACCCAAUGACUGUUUCCUCCUAAAUACAUUGAAAACGCUUUUUAGCCACCCAGAGUACUUUUAGCAGUCUCCAGAAAUGCAUUAUACGCUGCGGGGAGCUAUAAAAUUUGUGUCUGUUCGGUCAUCCUAGGAGAACUUAAGCCUUUUCGAAAUUACAAGAGGCUUCAGUUUUAUUUACCGAAAAUUUUAGGUUUUCUUUUUUCUACGAAAAAUAUCCUAACCUGAGGAGUGAAAUAUGAAAAAUUAAACUUCAUAAAGUCGUAGGGGGUUUAUUAGAUAAGCUUUGAAAAUUGUACCUGUAUGGAACAGUCAUCUAGAAAUUUUUAGCCGUCUUAAAGUGAUUCUAGGCAAUAUUUACAUAACUUGAUAACUUUAUUAUUUAUAUAGCGCAAAAUACAUGGGUAUAUGAUCUAAUGCGCUUCUCCGAACUGAUAUGUUACAGAAAACAGUCGUUGGGUGCCCCUGACAAACUGUUCUUGGUAUUUCUUCCGCGAUGGUUUUCGCGUGUUUGCAGGUAUCUGCCAAUGGACUAGAUAGGUCUAGGCAAGGGGAAGAGACGAGAGGCUGUCGCCUGAAGUUCUUAACUAAUAAAUUUUUAAGGAAAUUUUAUGUACGAAAAGAAUUGUACCUAAUUUUUAUAUACGAUGUUUGCAAUGAUAAUAAGUGCCCUCUUCGAAUGGCUCGCGAUCGGCUCUAACCCUGUUUGAAUGUGAACAAUGAUGGAACAAGUUGUCCUAAAGUUGUAAAUAUUUCUUAUUGGUCUCUGAAUGGAGGCCUAUUAAAAAACAGAAGUAAUUUGAUGUCAGUUGACAAGGGAUCCCAUUAAGAUCCUAGUUGUAACUUGAGUACGUAGCAGUCAGUCUCCGUGGCGCAAUCGGUUAGCGCGUUCGGCUGUUAACCGAAAGGUUGGUGGUUCAAGCCCACCCGGGGACGUUGUCUUUUGCUCAUUCUUUAAAUAACAGUUGUUGUUUCUGUUUUGUUUUGUUUUUUUUCUUGUGACUAAAAAAGAUUCAAAACUCAUUUUUGGUUGCUCAAUUCUGUGUUAGGUUAAGCCUCUUUGUUUAGUCAGUGCAUGGUCAGUGAUAAGACACAAAGUUAUUCUAAGAUAUGUUGGGCAUAUUUUUCUUUCCUGUUAGUCUGUUACGCAAGUCGCGUGGAGGAAAAAUUGAUGAAUGCCAUCUUAAAAGACUACAACGAGAAAGCUCGCCCCAUUCUGAAGGAGACAGAUGUGGUCAAAGUGUUCAUUGAUAUUGCAUUACCUCAGCUGAUGAAGGUGGUGGGUAUACUGUAGUACUUCUAUAAGGAGUUUGUCACCUUUGGUAAACAUAGGUGCUCUUAGAGACUUAUGUAUAGCCAUUGGAUAAAUCCAUGAUCCCCCAUCCCCCCCCCCCCCCCCCCCCUUCUCGACCAGAAAAACGUGGACACAACAUUCUCCACUUUAGUCUAAACGAGAAGUAAUUUAAACUGGGUCAAAUUAAUUUUUCCAAAAACUUCUGCGACUGUUACAAGGGAAGGGGAAAAUAUUGGCCAAUAGCUGAACAGCACGUCCGCAGUAACUAUCCUCAUUGGAGGAACGGUUGCAAGGGAAUUUUCGGCGACAAUUCCCUUCUCAUUUUUGAUGUGGCGAAUAAGUAGGAAUGCUCGUGCAUAAUAGAGUGAAUGAAACUGCGCCAAGGUGUUCUGGGAUAGUUUCUUGUGUAUUGUAGCGAAUAAAUAAGGCGGUUAUAAGCGGACGACGUUGCCUCGUUGUUACAUGCGGUAUCUUGUAUUUCUUCGUCCUCUUUUGUUUCUUCUACUGAUACCAAUGACUGCACCGGAAAGGCAGCCUAAUUGCUCUUUUUGCAGGCCUGAAUUUAAGCAGAAAUCAACUCCAUAAUAUACAUAGACAAAGAAAACACUACAUUAUGGGACUUUGUAAAAAAAGAAGAUGUAAUUUUGUCUCCAACUUUAAUGAAUUCAUACAUGUAUUUGCUCAAAGGAAAAAAAUUGGUCCGGUUUUGUGAAAGUUCAACAGACGUACUCCGCCCACUUGAAUAUAUCAAAGCGUACUACACUACAUUUUUGAAGAUAUCAGACUUCCAAAUUAAUUGAAAUUUGUUGCUUAAUGUGCCACAAAGAGCAUUUUUCCAUGCUUUCUCUCCGCACUACAAUGGCUUCCUAAGGACCAAUCUAAACAUCGGCGUAAAGAUGUCUUUCCUCCCCCCUUGGAUGAGAGCAUCCGCAGCAGUCAGCAACACGUUAUGAACAUCAGUGGAACCUUGAGGUACAAUGCGCAGCAUUUCCAUGGCUGAUAGCAUGAAGUGGGUAAGCUUUCGACCAACCGAGGAUACUCUGAAGGCGUCCAGAGAGAAAGCGUGUUUUCCGACAAGAAAUGUGUACCUUAAAGAGAAGAAAAUUGAGAAUUCCCAGGAAAGAUGCAGCAAAGCACUGUAACCACUAAUAUUCAACUGUCAUUGUAUUGAGCAAGAAAGUUGAAGAUGCUAUUUGUUUCGUGGUCAUCAGAGCCACUCAAAAGUCCGCCCGCUUGCAGGUCAAAGACAGUGCUUUCAUUUCCCAGGUGUGUUACUGAAUACCUUUAGCAUUGGUCCGACCAAUUACUCUAAGAGAGAGGGUCGAAUCUAACCCCCAGCCUCCUGCUCUAUGCACUCAAGCGCUCCACUAACUGAGCUAGGCAACGUUUUUGCGAGGUUUUAGUUUGCAAGGUUGGGAAUGGGAAGUUGUUUUAUGCCGUUGUACAACCCUUCGACUAAAUAGCCAGCCAAACUGAAAGGUCAGAUCAGUCAGUAAAAACUGGAGAAGGAAGCCUGACCAAUUCAAGUGGUCAGCAUAUCAGACUCGCAAUUCGGCAGUUUCGGGUUCGAGUCCCUGUCCGACUUUUGGUCAAGGUGUCAAGGGUCAAGGGUCGAGGGUCGAGGGUAACAUGUCGAGGCUAGAGCAGCUAAGUGUACUUCCAACGUUGUAUAGUACAACAUGAUGUGUCCACUACAAGGGUUUUCAUUAUUGAUGCUUACUGGGGGAGGGGGAUGGAAGUAAGUUCCAAACCUCCCACCACCUAUAUCUUUAUUUCCGGCCGCCGUCAGGAGCCCAUGGGAUCCUGCCGUCGCCCCAUUUUCUUAGCUUCCUCGCUUUAGGCAUUGUUGCGUGGUUUUCCCCCUACGUUAUCGAACUUCCACCUUCCGCCCUUUCCUCUCUCAAUGCGCAUGCCAAUGAACAAUGAGGCUCAGUAUUACUGGAUGAGACUCAGUAUUACUAGAUGUCUUUAACCUCGCACUAUUUUCUAACAGUUACGUACCAUGGAAGCUCACCAUCACAAUGCGCAUUCUUAUACUCUACGAUCUCCAAUCCCGACUUCCGUAUUGCUUCCAAAAGGACAAGUUGAGUUCGCAGAUCGGGGAUGCCAUUACCAAUCUAAUGAAGUUAACACAGGAACGCGAUUUAGUCAAUUGGUAACUUAUAACUGAUAUUUAACUGGAUUGCAUCAAUAUAUAGAUCUUUUUUAGUAGCAUCAUGACAAUACUCUCACACAGCGGAGCCAGGAUCCCAUUACUCUGACGCUCCCAAUCACGUCUCAAUGCAAAUAUCACAGAGCGUGAUUCAAUGAGUCUAUUUUUAGAACCCUUACCGUAUUAUACUCAAUUAACCGAUUAAUACAUUUUUAGCCGCGUUUCUGAUGCGGCGUUUAUUCCAGAACGGCGUGUAUUUCAGAAUCAUAUUUCUUAAAUCACUGAUUAAUGGAAACAAAUCAUUCGUACAUGUAUAGUGUAAAACCGGGGUUUUGUGCUCCUCCUGCCAAGAGAUAUCAAGGACGCGAGCAAUAGAGUACUAAAUUGUGACGUCAUAAAAAUGAAAUUUCGGAAAUCAUGAGAUUUGUCAGGAUAUUCUGAAAGAACAAUGUCCAAGAGGCCUACUUGCCAAAAAUGAGCAUUCCGGGGCAAAUUGUCUAGGAGAUCGUAGUCAAGUUAUGCUUAGAAAACUCCAUACAAACCCUUCAAAAUUUUUUGGGGUCGAUCCAAAGAAAUUAGAAGGGUUUGUGUGGAGUGUUUUGAGUAUAACCGGCUAACAUCUCAGAGACAAUUUGCCCCGAGAUGCUCAUUUUUGGUAAGUAGGCCCCUUGGACAUUGUUCUUUCAGAAUGUCCUGACAAAUCCCAUAAUUUCAGAAAUUUCAUUUUUACGACGUCAUCACUUUAGUACUCUGUUGUACCCAGAAAAUUCAUCAUUCACUACCUCUCUUACUGAAUUACCUCGAUGCCUUCCUUGAUCUUCACAUGCUCUGCAUUCUUUGGGUCAAAUGCCUCUGUCAUAGCCCAGGCAGAAUCAACAAAGAUAGCACCAGGUUUUAGCACACGUCGUAUUUCUCGGUAAACAAUUUCCGGGUCUGUUGCGUAAAGAGUGGACUCUAACGCAUACCCUCCAUCAAAAGUAUUGUCGCCAAACUCCAUGUGAUGAAAGUCUCCCUGAAAACAAAGAAAGAAAAAAACAAUUAAGUUGCCGAUUAUGUGCGUCUAGAAGUGGAAAUCUUUGUUCGAGUUAAUUUUACUGUGUUCAUUUUUCUCUGACGUUUUUGUUGCAAAAGUUAAUUGAUAAAAGCCAUUCAGACUGCUUAACUAAGCAAAGCAAAGCUAUUUUAUUACAAAUGCAUAUUUCUUGUAGUUGGUCUUACUGAUCAAAAAGACCUUGUCGACCGUAGUAUUUUACAAACCAGUGGUUAACAUAACAUUUCUCGGCCUUUUUUGGUUAAUAACUGGGUGCUUUUUCAGACUCAUAAGGCAGAAGAAUAAUGAAUGACAUCAAUACUAAAUAAAUUUUAGUAAAUUAGUGUCAAGGUUUAUAUUUUAAUACCUUUUCCUGAGUUUUUAGCUAAUUCUGGGCUACAAGUAUCAUUUCAUAUCAGCUGCGUUGCAGCCAAUAUUUGUUUCUGCCGACACACCCAAUCCAAACAAACUUCAUCCAAUUUCUCUGUGAUCUGAAAAACAGUUGCUCACAUUCACACAACCAGAGGUUACUAAGUUGUUGAGUAAUUAAAACUGACCUUAACACCAAUGCAGCAUUCUUGCAUGUUGUUGUUUUCGAUGUGAAACUUCACUCGCUUGAGUUGAUAUUCACAGGGAUUAAGGCCCACUACAUGAGCUCCGGUGGACUUGGCAAUAUUUAUCAUAGGUCCCCCUACACCACAACCGGCAUCCUAUAACAAAAUGCGCAUGUCAUGGUUUUAAAAUAGACCCGAUUUUACCGAUAUGGCGGCCAUAAUGAUAUUUAUUUGAUUUAAGGAGUAUUAUGGGAUGUCCAGGGGGCAAUCGUUCAGUAUUUAUGUGCGCUUUCUGGCGAAAAGAGAACUUUAAUGUAUGUUUUCUAGGGAAAAAGGCGAUCAUUAUUACAUCCAAACACGGCACAACGAUCUUUUUUCUCCCAUUACGAUGUUUUUCUAGGAAAACUUAAAGAAAAAUUGACCCGAAUAGCGCACGUAAAUACUGAUGCAAGUAUACUGGAUCGUGCUCAUACCCCCUGGGCAUCCCAUAAUACUCUCUAAACCUAAAUAAUUCGAUAUGGCCGCCGUAUACGUAUCGGUAAAAAGGUCUAUUAUUGCCAUAGCCUGCGACCAAGCUCGCCAUUUCUGGAGAGUGAAGAGAUUCGCGAGAGAACGCGCCUCUCACCUUCGCGCCUCUGUUCGCGUGCCGUUCACACGCGACUCCUCGCGCUUCCUCAAAAUAGAGUUUCGAGUUAUGUUUAUGACAAACGUCAAACGUGAAUCUGUACCACGUGACCAAAUUUUCUCUUAAGUUGUCGUUUGCUGUCAUUACAACUAUGCGAACAUCAGUGGAUUGACGCCAGUUUUAUCCAUAAGAAUUGUUUUAAGCUUUUUUUAUCUGGUCAUUUUCUAUUUUGAGAAUUUCUUAGCGAGAAUCUGACGUUUGCCGUUUGCCUUUUGCCGUAGGCGUCUCGAUAGGUCUUUUACCUAAAUUGCACUCAUACGUGUCGGACGCCUGCAAGCGAAGAUCGGGGAAAAGGCGCAAAAAUCGGCCAUGCGAAUCACCUCGAUCACUGCAAUUAAUAUUUUGAACCAUUAGUUCUGCACUUUAAAGUUUAAGCAAGUGCCGUGUGUCAAUAGUCAUCUGCAAAUUUCAAGGUCGUGCAUUUUAUUUUAAAAUCGCAAAAAUGUACAUAUUAAAUAGAUACACAGUAAGCCUGCAAACAAUCAUUCUCCUUGAGGCCCUUGGAGAGUAAAAUAGCUGUGAUUUUUAGCUCAUGCCUCCACUCAACUACACUCCUCCAAUGCCUCCUGUAUGUGAAAUUUAUCUAUUUCGUUUCGUUUUUUCUUCACGUGACAAGCACCAGCUCCAGAGCGAAUUGUGUAUCACGCGAUGCGAAUUUGAAUACGCGCAUAUUUAAAUGUCACGCUAUCGUAAACUGAAAUCACAUCCACUGAAUUUCUAACUGAAAAUUAAAUUUGAUAUAUUACAGAAUAUCAAUAAAUAGACAACUUGGCCUCAAGUCUCCGUUCUGUGCGCUUUCCCGCUGCAUAGGCCGGCUUCAAAGCGUGUAAUCGUAGCGGAUAGUAAGCGGUAGGCCCUUAUCAACUGUCCAUACAUAAUUUGUGGCCGGAAAAACGAGCAUAAUCUUUGCUCUUUAAAAAAGUAGCAAUGCUAUCAUAAGCACGGUAUUUUUUUCAUUUAGCUCAGCUUAAUCAUUGAACGGACCAUCGGCAGACUCAUUCUUGCUCGGUCCAGAUUGAUUUUUUUUUUUAAGUGCAUCCAUUUUUCAGUCUAAUGUUUUCGUCAAGAGAGGGAGGACACGGUGCUGUUCAUGGUCGAGAGAGCUGGGCACACCGAAAGUCAGAAAGAUUGCGUCUGUCCUAGUUUCCGGUUUCGUACGCAACGAGAUGGGUGAGACGGCGCCAAACAACUUGCUGAUAGACCAAACCCCGUUGAAAUUGGUCUGAUCAAAGCUUACCAAAGGCAUAUACAAGGCCAUGGGUCAUCUGACGUGAAAAUAGUACCAUUCAAUGCAUGAUCGCAUAAUUUGAAGAAAAAUUAGCAUAAAAUUUUCAAAGAAAAGCAUAUAUAAUUCGGAAAAAAUUAGGCAACGCUAAUGGCAUAUACUUCUUUUACUAGCACAAUCGUUAAGAGCCCAGAAAGGGGACACCACGUGUGUGGCCUUUCGAGGGGCACAAAUAUGGUGCCCCGAACUUAUGCCCAGACCUGGGUUUCGAAUCGCGAAACCGGAUGAAAUCAGUGUAACGGAAAAGGAAACUGUUCAUCUAAACACAUUUUCUAAUACCUCUACGUCCUCUACCAUCAAAGAGCAAAAAGCUGAGCCUUACGAUAAUUAUAAAUUUUGGAUCAAAUGUUUGUUUUGUCCUUUUUCAGCCGUUGUUUUAAAUCCUUCAUCAUCAGGUUGUCACUGGUUAUUGGUAUGAUUCGGUUGACUUCAUAAUUCUAAAGGUCGAGUAAUGGCACAGGUCUCCCAAGCUCGAAAUAUGAGGAUCGGAAUUGUAGCGUAACGUUCCAAGUAAAAGGAUUUGUAUGCCAAAGCGGGGGGGGGGGGAACUAAGGUUCCUGUACCCUAAGAAUAUAAAAGAAUUUCGAUUUACCUUACUUUAAAUAUGUGUUUCGUCUUUCCUUUGAGGUCUGCGAGCCUAUUUAUUCCCAUUUCACAAUGAUUUCAUGGGAAAGGAUGUAUCCUGGGAGAGUAUAUCGGUUCACACCAGUUACUGUAUUCGGUUACACUAAAACCCAUAAAAAUGGCCACAAAUCGGCUCGCGGAGCACCGUGAGAGAAAAGACGUAACGCACAGUUUACGUAAGGUUAGUCGUUUUUAUUGAAAUCCUUUUAUAGUCGUUGGUUACAAGUAACGAUAGGUCCUCUCCCACCCAUACCAAUCUUAAAAUUUCCGGGAUGUUUCGCCAUAAUGCCGAUGCUAAUAUUUUGCGCUUGGGCUGCCUGUGGUAACGGCACAUAAAUUAACCAGUGAAAACAUACUUAUGAUAAACAAGUAGGGGCAUAAUUAGAAGGUGGUGUGAUGACUGUCAACCAAUCAAACACCGCGAACUUUUGACAUCUUGAAAUCGGGUCCAAAGUAUGCGUUUUUGGCCGCGCUUUAAAAAAAAAAUGAAACUUUAACUAAUUCAGGUUACAAUAUAUUUUGACACUAGUUUCAAAGUGUCUAGACAAAAUAUAGCCUCAUUUAACAUUUCCUGGUGACGAACGUAUACAAGUACAAUGACAAAAUGAAAAAGCAAUGAAAAAGAGAGUUUACCUACCAGUAGCUUCAUGCCUUGAUUAGCCUUUAUAGUUCUUGCAAUUUCUCUUUCAUAGGCCAAAACACACUCCUGCAAGGAAGAGCUCGCGGAUAGGACCGGUGCGAAAUGAAAUGAUCGUCCGUACCCAUAUUCAUAAAAGUCGGUGACAAGUGUAUAGAAGUUGUUCGAAAUGUCGGCGACAUUUCGAAUUCGCUCUUUGCGUUUCGCCUCUCGCUCCGACUUCUCUUUGCCCCGCUCGAACUGUUUAAUAUAUCUCUUAACAUUUUCUUGAACGAAAUCAUGCCCGUAGGCCUGACUAUUGUAAUUCAUUAAACUAUUAUGCUCAGAAUUUUCCACACUGCCUUCGUCACGUUUUGACAUUAUUGCAAAGUAAAAUAACUAUAAUUCUCAAACGUUAGGACUUCAACUCCACCUUCGAUGUCUCAUACAGCGCCUACGUAGCUCACACCUGACGACCCGUUCCCAGUCUUCAAUCUGCCUUUAUUUGAUUUUAGCGAGCCUUCAUUUGAAUUUUUCGUCACGCAAACUAUUUGUAAAAGCGUGAUCGGGGGGUGGGUGUUCUGGCGUAUAUAUAUGGGCAGGAGCCUGCCGCUGGACAGCGUAUGGUUUUUACCUCUCUGUCCUACAGGCAGUGUACAUAAUUUCGUGCGAGUCUGUCCUAGUUAUAAAACAGGGUAUUGCCUGCACGGAUUGAUCGAAGAAAUUUGUUUGUACUCCAAGUGUAAAAAAGCAAUGACUAUAACCUGAAUUUGCUUCAUUGCAAUUGCUAAUUUGCUAAUCCUCAACGGCUCACCUAUACCCAAACCUAUACCAAACUAUACCGAAAUGUUAGUCGUGUAGCUGCCCCCCCGAGGGCAUCUGAGCUCAAUGAACAGUGAGCAGGACCUACUGAAAAGAAGGAGUUGAAAUUGCGGAAACGAACAGCAUUCCUGAUGCCAAAAAGUCUCUUUCAGUGACUCUCAAAUUCCAUUAAUUUUGCCAGUCUAAAAACAUUACUAAUGUUCAGAAGCCUAAUAGGCUCCUGUAAUACCCUCCUGUAAUGUUUUAUUUUAUCCUUUGAAGGCCCCCUGAAGAUUAGAUUAGAACAGAUUGCAUUCAUGUAAACUUGAAAAAUUUGCCUGCUUUUUCAAGUUUUCUCAGUUUGUGUUAAACUUAAAAGGGGUUUUGUCAAGGCUAAUAGCUCAUUUUGUUUCCGUUGCCAGUUAUGCGUCUGAAUUCAAUAUAACUCAGUAUCCGCCUUAGAAAUGGAUACGUAGUUAGGAAGAAAUUACUUCAUUUUUUAAAUGACAAAAAUAAUGGCUUUGUGUAUAGGUCUCCGAAGAAUUAUAUCGAACGUCAGUAAAAAACUGUUAGGUCAAGUACCUCACCGCUACUAUCCGUUUUAGGCUGGCUGUUGUUCGGAUAUCUUUUCGUGCCGACACGAUAAACCUAUCCAGUAUAGUAUGAACACCUCUCUGAUAUGUGACUCUCCACUUUAGAGAACGGCCCCGGGGGAGAGGGGUACUCCCUUAUAUAAGCCAUAUAGCUAUGUGCCGCCCCAUCGGGUUGGGUUUAUGCGCCGUUUUGGUCUGAAAACGGUACACACUUUGCCCAUUUUGGUCUGGAAUCGGGUAUGGUUUUCGAGGGAACUACGGAGUGUAUGAACGUAUUUAUCGUUCCAAUUCCAAAUGAGUAAGAAAGAAGGAGAAAUAAAAAUCAUGCGAAUUCGAAAUGGAUUUGAAUAAUUUUUUGUUUGCGCUCUAACGGCUAAGUAAUGAUAACGUAAUUUCUGCCUAAAGGCCAGGUCUGAAAACGGGUACGGAUUUUAGAGGACUAGUCUGAAAAAGGGUGUGGGAAAUUACAUUGUUUGGUCUGAAAUCGGGUCAGGAUUUGAGCGACCGGGCGGCACACCCCCCACCAAGAAUUCCCAGGAGUACUCCCCCACCCCUCCCCCCCGGAGAUCGGAGCAGCGCAGCUUUGUUCCGUUACAGAAAUCGCGCCGAAAUCACCGUUCUUGUGUGUGAACAGAAACCCUUUUCGUGUCAACGCAAAAACUAUCCGGUAUAAUGCGAACAUAGCCUUAAUCUUCUUCAAGUUUACAAACAACAAAAAUAUACCUUAAAAAAACUGUUUUAAUUACGUCAACAAGUGCAUCAAUAGCUAUCCGUUUUUGGCUAUUGUUCACACGGAUAGCUUUUCGAGCCGACACGAAAAGCCAUCCGCUGUAGUAUGAACACCUAUCCGAUAUUUUACUCUCCACGACCUCCACUAUAGAGAUCGGCGCAGCACAUCUUCGCUCCGUGACAGAAAUCGCACCGACAUCGAUCAACGGCCGAGUAUGUACGUAUGGAAUGGAGCCCUGUCCUGUAAUGGUUUUCGUGUCGGUGCAAAAGCUGUUCGGUUUUAUGGGAAUACAGCCUUAAUCUUCUUCAAGUUUAUCCAUCCGUGCCUUCUGUUAUAUAUACUUGCUGUGAUAUUCAUACCUUCUUCUAAUGCUUUGAGCAGUUAUUUUUGCGUCUCACUCUUUUUGCUGGUAAUUAACAUUGUUAGAAUUUUAAUAACACAGCUCCUUCAAGGAGCGACCUAAAAUGUUCUUCUGUAUCAAGAUUACUUUCGUGGUGAUGAGUUUGGAAAUAACAGACAUACAAAGUUUUUAAAGGCUCGUAAUCAACCCAGAGAGGCCAAUCAAGUCCCUUGAAGCGGAAAAUUUACUGAACCGCAACGUCAGCGUCAUCAAGAACAACUCUAUUGUUGUUGCUAAGGCCAGAAAUAAAUUGCGUCAGAAACUCUAAGAAAUGUUACACCAAUUAUGUUAACCCUUACGAAAUGAGACACUAUCUUUUUUCUAUCUUAAAGCUAGUUAAUGAAACUAUCUACAAGCUAUCUUGUUUCUAGUUUAUUCCUAUCUUCAUGCUCUGUGUAUUACCACUAAUAACUAAUUACUAUCUUAAGCCUAUCUUAAUAAUAACUAAUUUCUAGCUAUUUGGAACCAUGCAGAUUCUUCAGUUUUAGAAUUCUUAAGAAUUCUAAACUGAAGAAUCGAAUGAGUCUGUUUUAAAUUAGAAAUAGAAGUCAAUUUAAAAGGAAAUCUUUAAUCUGCCUAAGCAGGCUCACUUGUGAGAAUUCGGGGAAAAUUUUGGUGUCUUUGGCGGUGGAGCCGCCAUACAUGUACAGCGCGAAUGAGUUGGCGGCUUCGCACAAGUGAGCCCUGCCCACAAGUUAUGAUCUGCCUCUCUUAAUGUAUUGCUAGUUUCAUGCCCCACUACUUAAGCUAUAUUAUUAAUUUCCUCGUAAACAAAACUUUAGAUUUCACUUUUAGUAGUUGGCUUUUAGUAGUUUAGUAGUUACCAACUCCCUUUACUCAGUAUAUAUCUUUUUAGUGUCUGUUGUGUAUCUCCUAUCUAAUGAAAUGUUAAUACUUAUUGUUUUCGUAAACUUUUUAUUUCGAUUGAAAAGUGACUUGACUUGACUAGAUUUAAUAUUAAAACCAUUUAUUUAAGCCGAAAUAAUCCUUUUUAAUAGGAUGAGAAAGAGGAGGUCAUUACCACAAAUGUAUGGAUGAGACAGGUAGGGGAAUAUGUUAUCAAUUCGAUCUUUUGUUUGAUUUCCUAAGAUUAAACAAGAAAAACAAGUUACAAAUGACGAGAUAGAGGUAGGAAAAAAGUUUCAAGUUGUUGAAGGAGUUCACAUACAAUACUCCUUGCCUACUUUAAUCAUCUUGCAAGAGGUAUGCGGCGUAAUGUAUGGUCACAACAGGAGAAAGAAGUUGAAUGAUCGAGUAGCUACAAUAGUUGUGGUCACACUACAGACUUUUACCUAGGUAAAACUCGACUUGUUGACAGUUUACCUAGGGAAACUUGAUUUUUUAAAUGUGACCGAUUUUUCCCUAAGUAACUUACCUCGGGAAAGUGAAAAGCAAACGUCUUUAGCAAAUAAAAACCAAUAAUAUAACUGUUGUUUUUGCAGUUCUGGAAUGAUCCACGACUUUCCUGGAACAAAUCUGAAUUUGAAAACAUCUCGCAGGUUAUCAUCAACCCAAAGAAGGCGUGGUUGCCAGAUGUUGUGCUACUGAAUAGGUGCGAAUACGAUGUGGAAAGUGAUAUAACUCGUUUUCAGUGGUAUCAUCUGCUCACAAUCACCACCACCAUUAUCAUUUAUAACCUUUAUUAUCAUUAUCACAUUCGUCAUCGUCAUUAUCAUCAUCAUCGUCGUCGACGUUAUCUCUUUGACGUCACCGAUAUCAUCAACGUCACUAUCACGAUCAUCAUCACCAAAAAUCAACAUAGGUAUAUAAUAACAACAUCAUAAACAGUUUAUAACCAUUGAGUUAUCAUUGUCAUCAGCCACUAGAGAUCUCGCAAAGGGAAGUGAAAGAGCGAGGCAUCCUAAUGUUUUCUCAGUAGCUAAAAAUGAUACGAUGCCAGAGAGAACUGUUGUGUGUUUUUGUGUUUUUGUUUGUUUGCUUCCUUGUUUCUUUGGUUGUUUGUCUUCUAAAAUGAAUUUCUAAAAGCAUAGAAUGGGCACAUGAUAUAACGGUGUUAAAACAGAUUCGUUUCUGUCCCGUCUUUCCCCGUGCAGAAAAUCAAAGCUUUAAGUCUAAUUAAUAUCAUCGUCAUUAUCAUCAUCAUCAUCAUUUCGAGUCUCCUCGGGCAAUGUCUCGCCACACACCACUAUCUGUCUGUCCAACAUGGUAGUUUAUGCCAAGUACUAAUCAAUAUAGGAAAGACUCAAAAAACAUACCGCACUUAUAUUUAUAGAUUAAAGGUGUAGCAAAAACCCAAGUUGCAAUGGAGGAAAGUAAAAUUCACUGGAAAUUCAUCGUUUUUCUUUUUAUUCCCAACAGCGCCGAGGAGGUGACGGACGGGCGCGGUAACGCAGCUCGCCUGGUUGUGAAGUAUGAUGGGAAUGUAUCAUGGUUGAAUCCGGUGAUCUUCACGAGCUCGUGUGAAAUCGAUAUCACAUUCUUCCCAUUGGAUGAUCAAACUUGUGACCUUAAGUUUGGCUCGUGGUCUUAUAACAGUGACUUCCUGGACGUUUAUCCACGGAGAGAAGGCGCAGACUUAAGUUCGUAAGUGGUAUAUAUGGGAACGCCCUAUACAAGGAACGGACAAUCAUACCGACACUUCUCUCCUACUGACAGCAGACCUUUUUACCGAUACGGCGGCCAUAUUGAAUAAGUUAGAUUUAAGGAGUAUUUUGGGAUGCCCAGGGGGCAUGAGCACAUUCCGUUUAGUAUUUCAAGCGCCUUUUGGAGCAUUUUUCUAAAAAUUUUCUUAGAAUAAGAUUGUAAUGGGAAGGAGAUCGUUGUGCCGUUUUUGGAUGUAAUAUUGAUCGCCUUUUUCCCCGGAAAUGUACUGUGAAAGUCUGAAAGACCAUAUUUCUUAUACUAAGCGAGUGCAACAGAUUGUGCUCAUGCCCCUUGGGCAUCCCAUAAUAGUCCUUAAAUCGAAUUAAUUCAAUAUGGCCGCCGUAUCGGUAAAAUGGUCUAUUACCUUGAAUGCUCCAAAGCCGCCAAAUAGACCACUUAGCUUGUUUUUGCAAUGUAGGUUAUGUGAUGUUACACUGAAGAACUGUUACUUUCAAAUUUUGACCUGUAUACCUCAGAAAAAAUUCCCUCCAGAGAAUAUCAACACUAAGAAAACAAAACAUACAAGCAAAAAGACUAGAACAUACGUGAGGAUCGUCGCAUCUACCAUGGACACUAGAAUGUUUAUUUUUGGUGUCCGUAUUAAAUUUUGGCUGUACACUUUUCCUCAUUUUACAACAAAAGCCAGUAUUAAAUUUUGUGUUAAUCACCCCUUCAAAAUUUAACCUUGGCAAGUUCAAACAUUCUGUUUAUCUUAUUGUUUAUCUCAUGAAAAUAAAUGUGAAUAUCAUUUAACUUUUUUAACGCCCGAAAUUUUAAUUCCAUGAACACUGAAAAUGAUUCGUAGCCCGGAAGAAAUCAAAUUAAAUGACGUUUAUCCCCAGGUAUACGGGUAUUUAUCAACUUGUUAUUCUUGGUUUGCAACCAUGUGACAAGGCGGCCAUGUUGGUGGUGUGUUGGUUGUCAAUAGAAUAUAAUUUUUUCUCGAAGAAUUUACAUGAAAAUAGAGUUUAGUUCCCAGAGGAGAGAAAUGCUUUUGUUCUUGACCACCAACAUGGCCGCCGUGACGUCACGUGCAAACCAGCAAUACGGUAAUUAUACGUAUGUAACAACGCAGGUAUGUAGAAAAUGGUGAGUGGAUACUUAGUGGCGUUACAUCGAAACGCACUGUUUUGGAGUACGACUGUUGUGAUGGAAAAUUUCCGGAUGUAACUUACCGUCUGGAAUUACGCCGUCGUACCUUAUUUUACCUGAUGAACUUCAUUUUGCCAUGCGUGUUGAUCGCCGUCUUAACCCUGCUUGUUUUUCUGUUGCCUCCGGAGUCUGGCGAGAGAAUGUCAUUUGGAGUAACUGUUCUUUUGUCCUUUACCAUUCUGUUGUUGAUGCUGAUGGUGAGUUUGGUUUUGUUUUGUUUUUUUUUUGCUUGUGAUAGCCCAGCGUCGUAUCCAAGUCCUAAAAACUAUGAACCAAUUAGUGUCAAACAAGGUUUAGUACAAUGUUUGUCAAACCGUUUGGGACAUUUUGUCUUUCAUGAAGGGAACUUGCACUUCAAGUUAAUCCCCCUCCCCUAUUGGAAAGUUUUGGGUGUUAGAAUAAGUCAAAUACCUUUUAGUUACUUGUACAUCUUGCACUGAUUAUAAACCGGAUUAGCUUUGGUCAGUGAGGUGGGGUGGGGGAAAAACCUUGAUAAGUCCGUGUUUAUGAGUGUGUAUUGCUGGAUACGAGCAAAUUCCAUACAAACCUACGUGAAAGGGGAUCGGUAUCCUAGAACCUUUUGACCCGGAUUGCAGCUCUUGUAGAUUUGAUUGGAAAUUACUCCUCUUUCCUGCACCAACAAAUAUUUUGAAAGGUCUUUCAAGCCUUUCGAAACCCAUCACUAGAUCUCUUCUACAGUGAAAUGAUCGUACGCGCUUCGAUUCUAGGUUGCUCUAAAUAUUUCUGGCAGUUUUUAACGACGAUCAAAUGUGCCAUUAAGGGAUUAUUCUGGCUGGGGCAUGUUUGGACUGAGUAUUUGCAUACACAUUGAAAAACUCUAAGCUAUCAGCGACUAAUUCAUAAACGAAUGUAUCUGAUCCCUUUUUUGUGAAAUCAAGUACAUCUGAGAUACUCAGUCAGAUAAUUGUUGUGACCACCACUUUGUCUAUUUUCUUCCUCAGGCCAAGCUACCAGCCACCUCCAAAGUCAUUCCGCUUAUUGCUGUCUACUACGCCUGCACUAUUAUCGAGGUGUCAGCGGCAAUGGGCAUGGCUUGCCUCAUGCUACGCUUUUAUCAUCCCACCAACUCCUCUGCCCCAAUCCCCGCCUGGAUCCGGGUAUAUUUAUGAUGUUGUAAUAAGGACCUUAAGAUGCGAGAACAGCGACGGCAUCGUGAUUAUUUCAUCUCGUUUACUUUGUCGAAUGUACGCGAACUCUCCUGGAGUUGAAUUCCUACUGAGAGCCUUAUCCAAGUUAAGAAAGACAAAGAAAAUUUCGUCGUUGCUUGUUUACACCCUCUAUAAAAUAUGAAAUGGCAUUUUCACGUCGUAGUCGUGCAAAAACGGCAAAGAAAUGUACAAAAAAGUUUUAUGCACGUGCAAAGUUAUUGUUUUGCUUAAACCUAUUGCCUUUAUGACGUUCUCGUUGACGUCGCCGUCGUCUGAUCUUAAGGUCCAUAAUACGCGAAUGUAAUCAAUGAGUCCAGUGUUUCUCCAACUGGAAGUUUUGGACAAGGAUUCCUCUGGUGUAAGCCUAAAAGGAUGUUUCUGACUAAAAAGAUUUUUGAUCAACAUUCCCCCACACGUCACACUAAGUAGCUUGUGUUAAAAAUGGCACUCAGCAACCACAGCAAUUUUACUGACGCUAUGAUUAUGCAAUAUGACAUCGAGUAACAUUUUGUACUAGAUCCAAUGUAGAUUGGUCCGUGACCGUCUCGAUAGCGUUUUUCGGCGCUGUGCAAGAAGUUCUAAACUCGAUAGACAACCGCAUUUAAUUUUGUCCCCCCCCACCUCCCUUUUUUUGUAAUGAUGUCUGUUUGACCCAAAUAUUGGUUACAGUUCGGUCUCAAGUACAUGAAUAGUACUUGCGCAGAGGAAGGACAAAAAUGGUAUCACUAACAUAAUAUUUUCGUUCUUGUAGGUUUGUGUGCUCAAUUAUUGUGCAAGAUUGGUGCGUUUAAGCACGUCGGCAGGCCGAGUGAGACAGGCACAAAUUGUCCAAGAGUUUCGACAAGGUAAACAAAGCUAGUAAUAUGACAGCUGAACUCCCUUUCAAGCUUUCUACACUCGAAGAGACGUGAGAAGCAAAGGAAACCCUAGGGAACUUUAAGACGUUUGCAGCGACGUACGUCAACCGUUAAUGGAAAUUUUGCAUUCUUGCCCGGGGUUUUGCCUAAAUUUUUUAACAAAUCGUCUCGCGCUCAACUUUUACGCUUACGCAUGGUCUUCCAUUCACUGGUUUUUGUUUUGUUUCUUCUAUUUCCGCGCAUAAAAUUUACGUGCGUAUGCACUUUAAAAUUACGCGCGGCAGUGGAAAAUUACCGUUAGCGAAAAGGCGCAUAUUAAAAAGGAAAAGGCUUAAGCUAUCUGAUUCAUGUGAAAAUGCGGUCCAGCUCCUACUCCCUUCUCACAUGUGUAGCUAGCAAUUUCUCUCAAGUUUCAGAAUUGUCUCUGGGGCGGAGAAAACAUCAAAGAAUAUAUUAAAAAGAUAUCACUACUUGUUCAACUUCUAUUUCAUAAACGUUUCAAGGGGGAAACUGGUAGUUGCGGCGAGAGAGAAAAAAGUCGGAAGGGUUUGCUCUCGCCCAGGCUACACGAGCUUAAAAUUGUUGUUUCUCAUUGCAGUGAAACUGCGCGAAAACAGAGGCAAAGAACAAACGAACAUGACGGUCUUGACGGAUAAUAUUUUCAAGCAAGAAGAAGCGGACACCAUGAGAGAGGAAUGGAGAAUGGCAGCGAUAAUAAUCAAUCGACUUUUUGCAUGGAUUUAUGUCUUUACCAUCAUAGUAACUUUGUUGGCGGUCUUGCUGACGUCACCUAGAUUUAGAAAUGGGGAGCUGUGAAGUCUACUGAUUCCUGUAGUGAUGAAAGAAGUAACUUAUCGAGAACUUAUCUAACCUCAAAUCCUCAGUCUCGUUUUAUUAGUAAGAAGCGAUUGGUUAAUUCGUCACCUCAUAAGGGUUAUAUAUCGUUUUUACUCAAGCGGCCACCAUCUACGCAAAUUUAUCGCGACAAAAGAAAGUGUUUGGAACAGCAACAUGGCCGCCGUUUCAUUGUUUUGGGACACCAAUAGGGACCUUAGGAUGCGAAGACGGCGACAGCAGGUAAAACGUCACUUUAAAAAGUGAAUUCGUGGUUUUCCAAUCUUCAUCGCGAUUAUUCCAUCUCCUUUUUUUGUCGAAUGUAUGCGAACUCUCCUGGAGUUGAAUUCCUAAGAGCGAAAAAAGCUGGUGUAAAGUUCUCAUUUACGUAACUUUACGACCCAUUUAAGCCACCUAAAGUCGAACUUUACGCUACCGUAAAGAAACACUUUAAGCUUUGCGUAAAGUUGGUGUGAAUGCGCUUUAAAUUAGAGAUUUAAACCAGCAUAACUGAGGCAUCAAGUCAGGGGUGUAAAGAUCUUAUUUAGACAAUACUUUUACGCGAUACGCGGACAUGCACAGAAGUUGUAGUUUAAAAAGUAGGGCUCUUUUCAGUUUCCAAUUUUUCAUUACCAUAACCAAUUUUCAAAUUGCCUAUAUCUUUAUUUUCACAUUUCAAAUGCCAUGAACAUCGCCAGGCAUGCUACAUUUUUGUAACUGCAAAAACUGCAAAUACGAAUCGCAAUUUUUUAAGGAUAGCC